UUCGCCCACCCUCGGACGAUCCGGCACAGUCUAGCGCAGGUCGGCGUACGGCAAACAUCUUGUUCGGACUAAUUCGGUGCACAGUUUUCCACGAGUUUUUCGGCACGACUGUCUCUGUGUGUGCUUGUGUUAGUUUGCGCGUGUGUUGUCGGUAGUGCUUUGUUCGAGCAAAGUGUGAUUUGUUUGCGUAGUCCGGUGUGUUUUCCGGGGCCUAGCAUCUUUAGUUGUUUACCUGCGAGCAAUCAACCGUAUCAAUCAAAUCUUCAAAAAAUGGCGCCCCGCAACAAGGAACAGGAAGCCGAGGUGCUGCAGUGGAUCAGCGACGUGCUCGGUGAGAAGCUGCCGCCCGGCCCGUACGAGGACGUCCUCAAGGACGGUGUCGUGCUGUGCAAGCUGAUCAACAAGAUGGCCCCCGGCUCGGUGAAGAAGAUCCAGGAGCGUGGCACCAACUUCCAGCUGAUGGAGAACAUCCAGCGCUUCCAGGCGGCGAUCAAGAAGUACGGCGUGCCGGAGGAGGAAAUCUUCCAGACGGCGGAUCUGUUCGAGAGGCGCAACAUCCCGCAGGUGACGCUCUGCCUGUACUCGCUGGGACGAAUCACCCAGAAGCACCCAGAAUACAACGGACCUACCCUUGGGCCGAAGAUGGCGGACAAGAACGAGCGCAACUUCAGCGAGGAGCAGCUGCGUGCCCAUCACGGCGAGCUGAACCUGCAGAUGGGCUUCAACAAGGGUGCCUCCCAGGCCGGCCAGGGCUCGUUCGGCAACACCCGCCACAUGUAAAGGCUGCCGCCCAGCUUCCAGGGCACGGUCCUUUAUUGCCUAUCUAUUAGCUGUAUUCCCGCGGGAAGUGUGUUUGGUGUUUUCUUUAUGUACAAAAACAACUCGAACCAAAACAACAACAACAGCACCCUCAUCGUACUCUUCUAUUUCCAUCACUCAUCGCUUCAAAGAGAGUCAAUUUUUUUUUUAAAUAUCGUUUUGCUCAUCGGGCAAUCUCCGACCCAACCACAUCUUCGGAGGAUCCGUCAUCGUUUGUGCAUCAUUGGCUAUUUUUAGGAGUUUACAGAAAACCGACAACCCUCACCAUCGCCCAUGCAUACGUACGCCCUCGCCCUUCGCCCGCCGGCGUGUUGUUCCCGAUUGCGGUGCGACCCCAGCCUACGACACCUACGCGGCCUACGCGAGAGCACCACAGAAACCUUCAUCGCUAAGGACGCGGCCGCGGCGAGGAUGUCUAUCGCGGUCUUGGAGGGCGAAUCCAUUAUUUAUUCUUUACGAAAAACAAACGAUCCCGCGGUCAUAUUUCAUCGCGCCACUCACGUCCAACACUUCACUCACUCCCGACGAAGCGGGCAAUGCGAGAAUGCAUCGGUAGCCAGCUGAACGUGACUGAUCGGCUGACGGUGACAGUACGUUGAAGAUUCGUGGGAGAUAUUCGGUGAAGGGUUUGGGCGCGCGUGUGUUGUAAAUGUGUUUUAUCUUGUGCGCUUUCUUUUUUACGGUAAAGCAUCUCGUACGUUCCCUUGCUUGCUGGUAGCUCUAUUCUGCAUUCGUAUUAUAAAUGGACGUACGGACUAUAAACAAAUAAAUUAUACUCUGUGACAACUAA
This is a messenger RNA of Anopheles merus, 1609 nucleotides long. RefSeq names its product myophilin. Gene Ontology annotation, biological process: actomyosin structure organization. The transcript is spliced from 3 exons. Gene Ontology annotation, molecular function: actin binding. Bases 271 to 780 code for a protein of 169 amino acids. Lineage: Eukaryota; Metazoa; Arthropoda; Insecta; Diptera; Culicidae. The record is from RefSeq and is a predicted model, not a curated record.